This is a messenger RNA of Pyricularia grisea, 1014 nucleotides long. RefSeq lists its product as uncharacterized. Gene Ontology annotation, molecular function: protein binding. NCBI's taxonomy places the organism in Eukaryota, Fungi, Ascomycota, Sordariomycetes, Magnaporthales, Pyriculariaceae. The transcript is spliced from 3 exons. The record is from RefSeq and is a predicted model, not a curated record. The coding region runs from base 1 to 1014 and encodes 337 amino acids.
AUGACAGCUUCACAUCUUGCCCGUGGCCAAAUGCGGGAAAUCAUCGGCCAAUUACCUGGAGACGUAACCGUGGUUUGCGCAGACAGUACCUUUUGCAUCCACAAAGAGCGACUCGUGGCCUGCGGAGAGUUCUUUAGAGCAGCUUUUGAUGAAAGACACAUGUUCCAGGAGGCCAUUACAUCAACAAUCACUCUACCAGAAAACGGGGAAACAUUUGAGUUUCUGGCCUUCUUUGCCUACACUGGGUCUUUACUAUCAUACACAAACACAGCAAGGAAUGGAAAUUUGGACAGAGAGCUUGUCUUGAGCUUGCAAGUUCCAUUCGACGAUGCCAGCCUUACGAACGAAGAACCAACAAGCUCAAGACCGCUAGACCCAACACUCCAGAGCAUUGUGCUACUAUCCGAGGUCUACUAUAUGGCCGACAAGUAUCUCGUCACAGGCCUCCAGACUCUUUGUGCCAACCAGGCUGCCGUGCUUGCUGAAGUUCUCGCUUCCAAGUCACUGAACUGGCUCCCCGCCGGCUCCCCCAACCUUGAAGCCCUAGGCAGUUGGAUAAAAGGGGUCUAUGCCAACACAACUCGGUUCGAUCUGGCACUAAAAGAAUCGGUCUGCAUUUACGUCCACCAGGCCUCGGAACGUGCCAGGCAGGAGUUCUUCUACCCUCACCUGCAGUUCUUCUUUGCAAGGCUCCUGAUGGGGAACGAUGAGUUGAGAGACAGCAUGUACGAGCGCGCCCAGCCACCACCGCCGACCUGUCCAGGCUGCCUCUCGCAGGCAGGUUGCCAUAGGUUGCACCACCUUGCACCCUGGUAUAUUGGGUGGAGGUGUGAGUGCUACCUAUGCGGGCACGUACAUGAUCAUGCCCUUCAAAAGGAGGAGUUCGAGUGGCAACCCGGCCAGUGGGCUAGGCAUGAGAGAUGGCGGAUGCUGUGGGAGGAAAUUGUUGAGAAUUCGAACGGCGUGGAGGAGUUGGAAAGAAUGGAGCGGGCUUUGAAUCUGUACCGUGUUUGA